Messenger RNA from Lates calcarifer (barramundi perch), 1433 nucleotides. It is a transcript of the gene rsph14, whose product is annotated as radial spoke head 14 homolog. NCBI's taxonomy places the organism in Eukaryota, Metazoa, Chordata, Actinopteri, Centropomidae. Gene Ontology annotation, molecular function: protein binding. Bases 375 to 1424 code for a protein of 349 amino acids. The record is from RefSeq and is a predicted model, not a curated record. The transcript has 6 exons.
CUGUUCCCAGCUCCACCUGUUCCACCUUCAUACACAUCUGUCUCUCAUUUCCCUCAUUCGCUCCUCUGUAUUUUUACCUGCACUGUCGGCCUGUUUGUCUUUCUACCUGCGGUCCUGGUCUUCAUCACCUGCUCGGUUACAGUAACAUGUAAUCUCCUGUCGGAUCAGGUGUUUGACUGAAAUAAAUCUAAACUGAAAAGAUCUGAAAUGUCCGCAUGCAGACUUUCCUACAGGCAGUGAACGCAGCACGGUCGUCCAGUGAUGUUUACAUGUUGUUACCAGGCAACGGCAGCUGAGAGUCUGCUCCACCUGGCCGUCUGGUCCGGUUCGCUCCUGAUUCGCCAGGUUUGAAGAUAGUCCUCGUCCCGGUGAAGAUGGCCGGUGUCCUGAUAGACCCGACCCGGGCCCCGGUGGCCUUCGGGCGGCGGGCGGUGCCUCAGCUGUUCGAGGAGCUGCAGCGGCCGGAGACCGGCAGGAGGCGGCGGGCUCUGGCUUCACUCUGCGACCUGGUCCACGACCCGGAGCGGCUCUACCAGACCGUUAACGGAGGUUUUCUGGAGCAGCUGAAGGUUUUGUUGACAGAUGAAGAUCCAUCACUCAGAGCGAAGACCUGUGAUCUGCUUCACCUGCUGACGGCCCACAGCGUCGGCAGACAGGCCCUGCUCUCCUCCUCCAUCCUCCCUCCUCUCUCUCAGCUGCUGAACGACUCCUCGUCCUCCUGCAGGAGAAACGUCCACCAAGUGUUGAACCGCCUCGCUCAGCUACCCGCAGGUGCAGACGCUCUCCUCACUCUGGUUCCUAAACUGAUGCUGAAGCUCAGAGAGGAGGAGGAGGAGGAGGAGGAGGUGCAGGUGCUGCUCCUCUCCACCCUCAGCUGCUGCUCCAGGCUGGACGCUCUUCCUGCUCUGGCCUCCGACGGCGUCUCGCUGCUGCAACGGAAACUCUCCCACCGCUCCACGAACGUCCGCAGAGAGGCGGCAGCAGCCAUGAUGGCCCUCAGUGUUCCUGAGGACGGGAAGAGGCAGGUGUGUGAGGAGGCGGUCCUUCCUGUCCUGGUUGAUCUGCUGCAGGACGAAGAUGUCGAGGUUCAGGCCAACGCUGCAGGAGUCAUCAUGUACACUGUCGUCAUCACCACAGGUAAGCAGCAGUGUCUGGAUCUGGACGUCGUCCCCGUCCUCCUCCACCUGGCGUCCAAGAAGAAAGAGGAGGAGGAAGAGGAGGAUGUGGAGAGGAGGAGGAGGAGGAAGGCCCUCGUCAUGUACUCCCUGCGCGCUCUGACUGCGCUGGCUGAGGCUCCGGAUGGCCGCCGCCUCCUGCUGGAGCAGCUCCCCCUGCUGGUGGAGAGGAGCGAGGCGGCAGAGGAGGACCGGGACAUCCGACGGGCCGCUCUGACCGCCGUCAGGGUCGUUACCUGGACCCCCUGACACCCUGAU